This is a messenger RNA of Arachis ipaensis, 1543 nucleotides long. The record is from RefSeq and is a predicted model, not a curated record. NCBI's taxonomy places the organism in Eukaryota, Viridiplantae, Streptophyta, Magnoliopsida, Fabales, Fabaceae.
GGGAGGAGGGAGCAGAUCGGACCCUGCGAUCUGUGGUAGCAAUACGGACCGUCCGAUUUGUAAUGGAGAAUUCGGACGGUCCGAUCUGUUCUUACCUGAUUCCACACUGUUGUAAAGCACACACUCUCUCCAUAAACCCGUGCUACUCCAAACCCUUCUCCAUAAUAAAAAUAAAAAGCGACUAAGUUCUUUAAAGAUUUAUCGUAAAUUAACUGAAACGCGCUGUGAAAAUUUUCCCAAACGGAUUGGAUUGAUCUGUUAAGUUUUUAUUUUUCUUGUUUCCAAAAAAACCAAACAUGGUUGAAAAAUUGAUAUAGACAAGCAUAAUCCCUCCCACUAAACCGUAACUACUAAAACAAAAGCAAACUUGCAUUCAUAAACAGACUAUUCAUGCAAGCACCACUAAGUAUAUAUGUCCACAUUAUUAACACUAACAACAUUAGGUUAAUCCAUUUCAUAAAACAUUAAAUCUUCUUAUUAACUAAUAUUUUCCGCUUAUUAGAAUAAAGAAAACAUGAAUGACCUUUUGGCUAGCAAAUCCUUCGUCUCACGCAAUGGCUCGCCGGACGACCAUGUCAUCGAAAUCAACCCUGGCGCGGCGGGAGCCACCCUAGACCAAUUCUUCGCCGACGUGGAGGCGACGAAAGAUGAAAUGAAGAAUCUAGAGAACAUUUUCCAGAGCCUCAAAAGCCUCAACGAAGAGAGCAAAACCCUUUACGACGCCACCGCCGUGAAGGACCUCCGUUCACGUAUGGACGCUGACGUGGCACUUGCCCUCAAGAAAGCCAAGUUCAUCAAGCUCAAGCUGGAGACCCUCGAAAGUUCCAACGCCUCCUCCCGCCGCGUCCCCACCUGUGGGCCUGGCUCCUCCUCCGACCGCACACGGAUGUCCGUCGUGCAUGGGCUGAAGAUGAAGCUGAAGAACUUCAUGGACGCCUUCAAUGGGCUCAGGAACCAGAUCUCGGCAGAGUAUCGGGACACAGUACAGCGCCGGUAUUUCACUAUUACCGGCGAGAAACCCGAUGAGAAGACCGUUGAGAUAUUGAUCUCCACGGGUACAGAAUGCUUAAUUGUUUGUGGCAACGCUCUGCUUUUUAAAGCUCUUUUUGGUUUUGGAUCACAAAAUAAUAUUUUUUGCCACCGUGAGAGUGAGUCACUUGUACAAAAAGCCAUAGAAGAACAUGGAAGGGGAAGAAUAGUGGAGACAUUGAAGGAGAUAGAGGAGAGGCACGAUGCAGUGAAAGAGAUAGAGAGGAGGCUGAUGGAGUUGCAGCAAGUGUUCUUGGACAUGGCAGUGUUGGUGCAAUCUCAAGGGGAACGACUUAAUGACAUCGAAAGCUUUGUCACAAAAGCUAACUCCUUCGUGGAGAGCGGUACUCGGCAGGUGGAGGUGGCGGUGAAGACCCAGAAGAGUACCCGCAAAUGGACAUGCUGUGCCAUUAUCCUUAUUAUUCUCAUCAUCUUCCUCCUCCUCUUUCUCCUCAAACCAUGGCAACCUAAUAAGGGAGCUCAACUCACCCAUGUUGCUCCUAAAACUUUAUAG